UGUCAAUUGUCAUCGUCGUCAUUUACUUCCCCCCUCCCUCCCUCUUGGUUCCCGGCGUGGCUUGCGUGCGGUUUUACUCGCUGCUUCUGCUGCUGGAAUCAAUUUUCUGUGAGUAGGCGCUGGUCAUUGCGAAGUCCCUGCCGUGAGGUUCAUUGCAGACUGGUUUGGAGUGUGAGAAAUCGGAGUGGUUGACGAAUAGUGUUCGUGGCUCAGUGGCACGACGUCUUGGAGUGAGCGAGAGGGUGGCGUAGCGGGAAGUUGUUGAUAUUGUUCUGGACACAAGAAGCUGUGAAAGUGGUGGAGGUGGUUGUUGGUGAAGAUUCAGCAGAGCGGAAUUCGGCAGUGAAUUGCAAUCGAGAAGAGACGAUAGCUGCGAGAGCUUGUUUGUAACGACGAGAAACAGCCGGUUGGGGAGAGAAGAAGCGUGUAUGUCUGAUAGUGCGGGUCUAGGGAAGGAGUAUCCAGGCAUCGGGGUGCUAGAAAAGCCCUGUCAAUGGCCUCACAUACGAAGUCGCCGAAGAUUUGCUGCGACUCGCCCGCCUCUCCUCUCGAGGAUUUCGAUUCGGACGCAUCUUCAACCUCGUUUUCGUCUGAAUCGUCUCUCUUAGGCACCAACAUGGCUCGAAGUUUGGAGCCUCAGCCAGCCUCAGGAGAAGUUUUAGGGAUGAUGGAGGAACACAUUGACCAACAAGACCAUCACAGGAACAUCAAGGUUCCUUACGGUUCCAUAGAUUCUGCAACCACGGUUGCUGGAAGCACCUUGAAAGGAGCACCAAUGCUUGUCUUGAGGUCUCAGUCAGCGCACCCUUUGGAUCCUUUGAGUCCCACCGAGAUUGCCGUUGCUAUAGCCACUGUCAGGGCGGCAGGUGAAACACCAGAAGUGCGGGAUGGGAUGCGAUUUGUGGAGGUAGUGCUCAAUGAACCAGAUAAGAAUGUGGUGGCUAUGGCAGAUGCUUAUUUCUUCCCUCCAUAUCAGCCUAUGCUGUUUAAACCCAAAGGAAAACCGACAAUCUAUCCGUCCUUACAGCUACCACAUAGGCAGGCCAGACUCGUUGUUUACAACAAAAGAACAAAUGUGACUAGCGUAUGGGUGGUGGAACUUAGCGAAGUCCACGCCGCAGCUCGUGGAGGACAUCAUCGCGGGAAAGUCAUGUCUUCUGACAUAAUUCCAGAUGUUCAGCCUCCUAUGGAUGCUGUGGAGUAUGCUGAAUGUGAAGCAACUGUGAAAGAGCAUCCGUCUUUCGUUGAAGCCAUGAAGAAACGGGGUAUCGAGGAUAUGGAUCUUGUGAUGGUGGAUCCCUGGUGUGUCGGGUAUUACAGUGAGGAAGACUCUCCCAGUCGAAGACUUGCAAGGCCGUUGAUAUUUUGUAGAACAGAGAGCGAUUGUCCUCUAGAGAAUGGAUAUGCACGACCAGUGGAGGGUAUACACGUCCUGGUAGACAUGCAAAAAAUGGAGGUGAUAGAGUGUGAGGACAGGUAUCUGGUUCCUUUACCACCACCAGAUCCUCUGAGAAAUUACACACCUGCUGCUUCUCGCGGAGGCGUCGAUAGGAGUGACAUAAAGCCAUUGGUCAUUUCUCAGCCCGAGGGGCCUAGUUUUCGUGUGAACGGGUAUGCAGUGGAGUGGCAAAAGUGGAACUUUCGAAUUGGUUUUACUCCAAGGGAAGGAUUGGUUAUUCAUACCGUCGCCUAUGACGAUGGGAGUCGAGGAAGACGAUCAGUCGCACAUCGUCUGAGCUUCGUUGAAAUGGUGGUUCCUUACGGUGAUCCAAAGGAUCCUCAUUACAGGAAGAACGCGUUUGAUGCAGGAGAAGAUGGUCUUGGAAAGAACUGCCACUCAUUAAGACGGGGAUGUGAUUGUCUGGGCCUGAUCAAGUAUUUUGAUGCCCAUUUUACCAAUUUCCAUGGAGGAGUUGAAACAAUCGAAAACUGUGUCUGCAUGCAUGAAGAAGAUCAUGGUGUACUGUGGAAACAUCAAGAUUGGCGAACUGGUUCUACAGAAAGACGUCGGUCACGGCGAUUAACAGUUUCUUUCUUCUGUACUGUCGCCAACUACGAGUACGGGUUUUACUGGCAUUUCUAUCAGGAUGGCAAGAUUGAAGCUGAAGUGAAGCUGACUGGCGUCUUGAGCUUAGGUGCUCUAAAGGCGGGUGAGAACCGUCGACAUGGGACUGUGAUAGCACCUGGUCUCUAUGCGCCGGUACACCAACAUUUUUUCGUCGCCCGAUUGGACAUGGCUGUUGACUGUAAACCUGGCGAAGGACUUAAUCAGGUGGUGGAAGUGAAUGUGAAGGUGGAGAAACCAGGACCUAAAAACCCACACAACAACGCAUUCUUUGCUGAGGAAACUCUUCUGCGAUCAGAACAACAGGCUCUGAGAGAUUGCAACGCCCUAAGCGCGCGACAUUGGAUCGUAAGAAAUACGAGAACAUUCAAUCGAACCGGACAGCUCACUGGCUACAAACUAGUUCCGGGCUCCAACUGUCUGCCGCUUGCUGGGCCAGAUGCAAAGUUCUUGAGACGAGCUGCAUUCCUCAAACACAAUCUUUGGGUGACCCAAUACAACCCCGAUGAGUGUUUCCCAGGUGGAGAAUUUCCCAAUCAAAAUCCCCGGGUCGGUGAAGGUCUUCCUACAUGGGUGAAGCAGGAUCGGAAAUUGGAGGAGACAGAUAUUGUGCUUUGGUAUGUAUUUGGAGUUACUCACAUUCCUAGACUUGAAGACUGGCCAGUAAUGCCUGUGGAGCACAUUGGAUUCAGUUUGAUGCCACAUGGCUUCUUCAACUGCUCACCUGCCAUUGACAUUCCACCAAAUGAUGCGACUGAUGAGAAUGGUCACAAGGACACAAUGAAGGGAGGCCAGUCUGAGAUGAUACCUCUUCUCUCUAAGUUAUAGUUGUUCUUGUGAGUGGGAAGUAACUAGCUGAAGAAUUGCUCCAGCAGUGUGCAUUAAGUGGGUAACCAUCAUAUAAAAUCACGUCAUUACAAACCUUGUUAUCACCACUGAAUAUAGUGUCCUUUGGGGCUGAUACUGAUUAACUUGAAACUAGGAUAAAGCAUUGGUAUUAACCUGUGUGGUGUCAUACAUCCAUGCUGUGUAGGUAUUGCCCCCCUCUCCUUGUACUAUGCCCAUAUUGCAUCUGCUGAGUUGGCACCUGCAACAUUGUACAAAGGUGGUUUACCUGUAAACUUGCAAUGUUUAUGACCACAAUAUUCUUUGCCAACA
Molecule: messenger RNA, 3223 nt
Organism: Physcomitrium patens
Lineage: Eukaryota; Viridiplantae; Streptophyta; Bryopsida; Funariales; Funariaceae
Product: spermidine copper dependent amine oxidase 2
Biological process (GO): amine metabolic process
Molecular function (GO): primary methylamine oxidase activity; quinone binding; copper ion binding
Source: RefSeq, a predicted model, not a curated record